AUGAUAUCACAAACAAUAGAAACACAACAACAACUUUCGACAAUGAUUCCAUUUCGUUAUCGAAUCUUACUGUAUUUAAAUAUUCUUCUUGUGGUGGUUGAUAUAUGUAUUAAUGCAUUCAGUGAAUUUCUCGCACCGAAUGCAUUUGGACAACUUAUUAUUUAUAUUAUCCAAGAUGUAUGUAUUAUACUUUCACUAACAUUACUUGUUGUUAUGGUUUUAACAACAUAUGUUGCUCAAGCUGGUUUACUCUGUUUACUUCUUCGCAUGUUUCGUUUCUCAAUAGUUAUUACAUGUUUGUAUUUAGUACUUUGUGCUGUUGUUCAAGGACUUCUACUUAGUCGACGUUUUUCGAAGGAUGAACAGGGACAAAGUGCCUUUCGAUAUGGAGAAGUAUUAGCUUUUUAUGUAAUUCAACGUACAUUUUCUGUUUUAUAUUAUUAUGGAAUGAAACGUGCUGCUUAUCGUCUAAGUGAUCCUCAUUUUUAUCAAUCAUCAAAAUGGUUACAAGAUCUUUGGGAAAAACGUCGUAAUGUUGCUACAAUGCGAAUAGCUUCAGCAGCUGGAUCUGCAUCAGCAACAACUACUUGUGUUUGUUGUACAAUUCUGUAG
Rotaria sp. Silwood2 is the source of this 612-nucleotide messenger RNA. Lineage: Eukaryota; Metazoa; Rotifera; Eurotatoria; Philodinida; Philodinidae. The record is from the annotation of a GenBank genome assembly.